Messenger RNA from Sarcophilus harrisii (Tasmanian devil), 1622 nucleotides. RefSeq names its product nuclear cap binding protein subunit 2 (gene NCBP2). NCBI's taxonomy places the organism in Eukaryota, Metazoa, Chordata, Mammalia, Dasyuromorphia, Dasyuridae. Gene Ontology annotation, biological process: mRNA cis splicing, via spliceosome. The transcript is spliced from 4 exons. Gene Ontology annotation, molecular function: RNA cap binding. The coding region runs from base 94 to 567 and encodes 157 amino acids. Gene Ontology annotation, cellular component: nuclear cap binding complex. The record is from RefSeq and is a predicted model, not a curated record.
UCCGGUUUUCCCCGGAAGCCCGGCCUCCGGGCCGCCCCCAGCCUCCGGCCUCUCCUGCGGAGCUCCCCGCCGCCUCGGGCCGGCACCCCCGUCAUGUCGGGCGGGCUCCUGAGCGCGCUGGACAGCGACUCCUACGUGCAGCUGGGCCAGUACCGAGACCAGCACUUCCGGGGUGACAAGAAGGACCAAGAGAAGUUAUUGAAGAAAAGCUGCACCUUGUAUGUGGGGAACCUGUCUUUUUAUACCACCGAGGAACAGAUUUAUGAGCUCUUCGGAAAAAGCGGUGACAUCAAGAAAAUCAUUAUGGGCCUGGAUAAAGUAAAGAAAACAGCAUGUGGGUUCUGCUUUGUGGAAUAUUACUCCAGAGCAGAUGCUGAAAAUGCCAUGCGCUACAUUAACGGGACCCGUCUGGACGAUCGCAUUAUCCGAACUGAUUGGGAUGCCGGCUUCAAAGAGGGCCGCCAGUAUGGACGAGGACGAUCUGGGGGCCAGGUACGAGAUGAGUAUCGAAAAGACUAUGACGCUGGCAGAGGAGGCUACGGGAAAAUGUGCAAAAUCAAUGAGUGACGGAAGCCCUUCACGUACAAACACAGGACGUUGGCUGGUUGACGGAUCCCUCCGAAGAGCAACGCUCGUCUCGAAAACAGCUGACGUAGAAGAGGCUGUCUUUGGUUUCUUUCUCUCCACACAGAAAUUAAGCCCCAAACCUCGACUUGGCUUUUUCACUCUGAAAAUCAUUAAAUUUCCGAAACUAAGCAAGUGACUGGUCCUGGUGUUGGAACCUUGAGGUCUGGUCGCUUGUCCUAAGGAACAGUUAGUAACUGAGUAGCUCUGUUCAUAGAUACUAACCUGAUAUAGCACAGAAUUGGAAAAGUCUUUUAUAUGGCGAUUGCUCAGUGUUCACAACUUGGGAGUGGGCAUUUAGGGAAAAGAUCCUCAUGAAAUUGAUAAGAAUUAAGGAAUGGUCAUUUAGGGAAAAGAUCCUCAUGAAAUUGAUAAGAAAAGAGUUUAAUCUGUGCUCUCUGGCAAUAGCCUAUAAACAAGGAGAUGUAUUUCUAACUUUUUGAAGAUAGCCCUUUUUCCCAAGGUGACUUUUAACUCAUAAAGAUACACAGGUUAUUAAGGAAUUCUUAAAACAGUUCUGUCUUAACUCGAAUGAUCCGACAGUCCCAGAGAGAGGGCUCUGCUCUUGUGCUCAGAAUGGAUGAUCUAGAAAGAAAUAUAUAUAUUUACAAUAUUUAAGCACGUCCUUCAGCUUCUAUUGGGAAGUUGGUCCAAAGGAUGUGGAAAGAAACAGGAUCUCCUAUGGGAAAUUCAAUGAAUUCUGAAGGGGUUCAUUUUAACUUUGAAGCAAGUUGAUGUUAGGCCUGUUGUACUUAUUUUUAUUUAUUUUACUCAAGUGGGAAGGGUUGAAAGGAGAGCCUGAAAAUCAAGGAAACAAAACCUUUAUAAUCCGAGUGGUCAGAGAAGUUUCACCUAGAACAGAUUUCCUGGUCAGUGAAUUGAGUCCACAACUAAAUGAUGUGGUCAAUCUCUCAGCAUUUGCACUGCUGAUAAAAGAACAGAAUUCUUGUUGAAUUGUUUGUCUGAGAUGAUGACUCGGCAGGGCCAGAGCAGGAGGA